Molecule: messenger RNA, 1300 nt
Organism: Penicillium cinerascens
Lineage: Eukaryota; Fungi; Ascomycota; Eurotiomycetes; Eurotiales; Aspergillaceae
Product: 3-ketoacyl-coA thiolase peroxisomal A precursor
Exons: 2
Coding region: 41-1300 (419 amino acids)
Biological process (GO): phenylacetate catabolic process; fatty acid beta-oxidation
Cellular component (GO): peroxisome
Molecular function (GO): acetyl-CoA C-acyltransferase activity
Source: RefSeq, a predicted model, not a curated record
CCCAACAUAUCCCCAGGUUUAUCUAUCUCACAUUGACGUCAUGUCUUCAGCUCAGCAACGCCUGAACCAGGUUUCCUCCCACUUCGGCCCCGCCGGCAAGAAGGGAGCUGCCUCCAUCACCGAGAAACACCCCGAUGAUAUUGUCGUGACGUGUGCUCUGCGGACUGCCCUGACCAAGGGUGGCAAGGGUGGCUUCAAGGACACCGCUGCUGCUGACUUGCUCGCCGGUGUCUUCAAGGCCGUGAUCAACAAGAGCGGCAUCGACCCCAACGUCGUUGAGGAUGUUGCCGUCGGUUCCGUCCUGCCGCCCGGUGGUGGUGCUACUGAGUUCCGUGCCGCUGCCCUCGUCGCUGGCUUCCCCGAGACUACCGCUGUCAAGGCUCUGAACCGUCAGUGUUCUAGCGGUCUGCAGGCCAUCGUUGACAUUGCCAAUGCUCUGCAGUCUGGCAUGAUCGAUGUUGGUAUCGGUGCUGGUGUUGAGAGCAUGUCUUCUCAGUACGGCCCCGGUGCCGUCACCGAGUUCUCUGAGCUCCUUGAGAAUCACCCCGAGUCCGCCAACUGCAAGGUCCCCAUGGGUGUCCUGUCCGAGAACAUGGCCAAGGACCGCGGCAUCCCCCGUAGCUCUCAGGAUGCUUUCGCCGCUGCCUCCUACCAGAAGGCCCUCAAGGCCCAGAAGGCCGGCCUCUUCGACGAGGAGAUUGCUCCCCUCGAGGUCAAGUGGACCGACCCCAAGUCCGGCGAGGAGAAGACCAUCACCGUCAAGGCCGAUGACGGUAUCCGUGACGGUAUCACCGCCGAGUCCCUCGGCAAGAUCCGCCCGGCCUUCGCCAAGGACGGCUCCAUCCACGCCGGUAACGCCUCUCAGAUCUCCGACGGUGCCGCCGCCGUCCUGCUCAUGAAGCGCUCCACUGCCGAGCGCCUGGGCCAGAAGGUCAUUGGCAAGUACGUUUCCGCCAGCAUUGUCGGUGUCAAGCCCCUGCUCAUGGGUAUCGGCCCCUGGAAGGCCAUCCCCGUUGCUCUUGAGAAGGCCGGCAUCACCAAGGAUGAUGUCGACAUCUACGAGAUCAACGAGGCCUUUGCCUCCCAGUGCGUGUGGUGUGUCAACGAGCUUGGUCUGCCCCAAGAGAAGGUCAACCCCAAGGGUGGUGCUAUCGCCUUCGGUCACCCUCUUGGCUGCACAGGCUCUCGCCAGGUGAGCACGCUUCUGACCGAGCUCAAGCGCACCAACAAAAAGAUCGGUGUCACUAGCAUGUGUGUUGGCACUGGUAUGGGUAUGGCUGCCGUCUGGGUUGCCGAGUAA